Molecule: messenger RNA, 1461 nt
Organism: Penicillium cinerascens
Lineage: Eukaryota; Fungi; Ascomycota; Eurotiomycetes; Eurotiales; Aspergillaceae
Exons: 5
Coding region: 1-1461 (486 amino acids)
Biological process (GO): transmembrane transport
Molecular function (GO): transmembrane transporter activity
Source: RefSeq, a predicted model, not a curated record
AUGAGAAACACGAAUCCUAUUUUAUACGGUCACCGGUGGAGAUCGUCAAAAGCUUUCCUCAUUACCGUCGGUGUCGUCAGUUUGUUUUCAGAGAAAUUUCUAUAUGGGUUCAUUGUUCCCAUUUUGAAGUAUAUGCUUGAAGAUCGCCUUGGACUUGUUUCCACCCGCACCCAAAAGCUCACCACCGGUCUUCUUGCCACCCACGGACUCUGCUCUCUGGUCGGGGCACCUGUUAUCGCGCAUUUCGCGGACAAAAUAACGGACAGAAAAUACUUGCUUCUCUCUUCUCUCGUGGGAUGUGCCCUUGGCACCUUGCUUGUGGCAACUACACCAUCACUUUGGGCACUCUUUCUUGGACGAGUCAUCCAAGGCUUUUCUGGAUCUGCGACAUGGAUUUCUUCAUUCGCGAUGAUUAUGGAUAGCAUGAAGCCAGAGCGUAUGGGUCAGACCCUAGCAUUGGCCAUGUCUUUCGUGAAUGGCGGUGUACUUGCAGGCCCAGCAGUAUCCGGCGCCUUAUAUCAAGUGGCUGGGUAUUGGCCCGCUUGGUCCGUACCAUUUACUCUUCUGGGGCUCGACUUCUUUGCCCGAAUGGUAAUGAUCGACAGAAGACGUGGACUAACCCAGCCUGCAUCAUCCCCAAAGUUGACGGCGACUCCAAAGGUCCAGGGACAGGGGCAAGGCAUCGGCCUACUUUCACCCCAAAUAAAUGACCACGAAAACGCAAAGUACAGUCCGGGCCAGCCUUGCGGGGAGCGAUUAGAGAGUGCUGAUGGCCAGAAAGCACCGGAUACAAGCCCCGAUCAAGCUAAAAUAUCGAGCCUGAGGUUAUACCGCGUUUUGCUGGUAGUUCCUCGAGUUUUAGUCGGACUGGUGCUUACAUUGGGCCAGUCGAUUAUUUUUGCUGCUUUUGACACCACGUUGCCUCUUUACCUCCACGAAACCUUCCACUGGGGAACUUUGCCCGUGGGGAUGGUGUUUCUUGGAAUCCAGGGGCCAUCCAUCAUCCUAGGUCCUCUCAUUGGCGGCCUUCGCGAUCGUCUGGGACUGCGAUACCCUACCACCAUAGGGUGGACCCUUGUAGUACCAGCCCUAUGGCUGGUUGCGACUCCAGGGCAGCAUGUAUUUCCAUGGAUUCCUGCCGACUCUCAUGGAGAAGCUGUUACGAUAACCAGUAUCGUUGUGGCUGGGUUUGGAUUUUUAUUAGUCCGCGGGGCCGGAGCUUUCCAAUUGAUUGCCGUCACCAAGGAGAUUGAAAAUAGGACCCCAAAUUUAUUCGGGCCGCAUGGUGCGAACUCCAGAAUUUCGGCUAUGAUGGAGGUCUCGUCCAAUGCAGGCAUGGUCAUCGGGCCUCUUAUUUCCGGCGGUCUCUCCGAAGCAAUUGGCUAUUACUAUAUGAAUUGUGUGAUGUCAAGCAUCGCUUUCAUAAUUGCCAUUCUGUCUCUAAUUUACCUCCAGGGGUAG